Molecule: messenger RNA, 528 nt
Organism: Entamoeba invadens IP1
Lineage: Eukaryota; Evosea; Mastigamoebida; Endamoebidae
Exons: 1
Coding region: 1-528 (175 amino acids)
Source: RefSeq, a predicted model, not a curated record
AUGAUAGAGCUUCAAUCGUCUAGGUAUCACAGAUUAAUACUAAACAUCCAGAGAAAUAACCUCCUUCCACUUUCAUUUGCUUCUGCGUCUACUAAUAAACAUAAGAUAUUGGACUUUUACUCAACUGGACUUAUUAAAGAAAAAAUUUCACAUAAAAUUGUCAGCUCCUUUGAAAUCUGUGAUCCUUGCUUCUUUACUGCUUUCAGAGACGCCGUCAUGGAAGGACGGAAAUAUGUAUUUGACCAAUUAUUUAAAAAAUACGUCGACACCCCUUUUUGUGGGAAGUCAAAAUUUGUCAACAUUUUUGUUACAGAGUGUUAUCUUAAAUCAAAAGAAAAAGGACUUGAAAAAGGUAUGUCUGUACUGUUAAUAGAAUUGUUUAAUUUUGUACUCAACUGCAUGUUUCUUUCGGGGUGUGAAAUAUUUUUUAAGGUUCCUUGUUUCUCACUUAAUGCGCCUGACAAACACUUCAAUGAAAUAGCAACAUGUAGCUGUCAAAAUUUGUGUCUUUCAACUCUUUUUGUAUAA